Molecule: messenger RNA, 1805 nt
Organism: Alligator mississippiensis (American alligator)
Lineage: Eukaryota; Metazoa; Chordata; Crocodylia; Alligatoridae
Product: olfactory receptor 2V1-like
Exons: 4
Coding region: 760-1701 (313 amino acids)
Biological process (GO): G protein-coupled receptor signaling pathway
Cellular component (GO): membrane
Molecular function (GO): olfactory receptor activity; G protein-coupled receptor activity
Source: RefSeq, a predicted model, not a curated record
UGCAAAUGCAUGAUGAAAAAGACUUGCACUGUGCCUUUAUGCAGUGUAGAACAUCUUUUUUUAAAGACUGAUUUCAAAUUUUUUUUUAUAUUGCCCAUGUUGCAAAAUUUUAAACAUAUUAAAAUAUUUUUUCAACCUGUGGGCAAGAAUUAUUAUAUUAUUUUAAUCUUGAAAUUGAAAUGGAGCUCAUGCCUGAGAGUUUUUAAAGUAAUUUACUUCCUUAGAAAACUACUGAUGCCCCUUACUGAAGGAAUGCCACGCCUCGAACAGUCACUUCUUUCAUUUUAAAAGUAAAGACAGCAAGAAAAAAGAUUUAUGUGGAUAGCUCAUGUAGUUGCUUUUGAGCUAAUAACUCUUCAUUUUUUGUAAAUGCCCAGAUGGGAUUGGAAAAAUAAAAUAUUUUGGGAAUAUAUUAGAAUACAGGAGAGUAGGUCUGUAAAAAUUUGGGGUGUGGGAACUUCUUUUUAAAUAAAGGACAGUGUUUUUUGGAAGAGAUGAAACUUUUUACUGAAGUGGUCACAGAAAGAGAUAAAUCAAAUCAAGGAAAGGAGAAUCGCCAGAAUGACUCAGCGACACUCAGUGACUCAGAAAUGUUUCGCCACGAGGUGACUCCGUGAGAUUAUUUCCCAUUGACUUCAGUCAGACUCACAGGAGAAGAAAACCUGCCAGUUGCCUCAGUUGCUAUUACUGAGUCUAUGCACAUUCCCGAAGGCAUUUGGUUCUUGUCCAGGGUUUCAGGCAAAGCUGCAUGAAGAGGAAAUGAAGAAUGGGAAUGAAACAUCUUCAGCAGACUUCAUUCUUCUGGGACUCCUGAGCAGGAGCAAUGUACACAUGUUCUCCAUGGCCAUGAUCUUAUUAACCUUCAUCGCUGCCAUUUCUGGAAAUGCUCUCCUCAUACUUCUAAUCAAAGUGGAUUCCUCCCUUCACACCCCCAUGUACUUUUUCCUUAGUCAACUGGCCUUCAUGGACAUCUGUCAGACUCUGAUUGUUGUUCCCAAAAUGGCAGCAGACUUCCUGACCCCAGGCAACCCCAUUUCUCCAGCUGGCUGUGGGGUUCAGAUUUUCCUCUCCUUGACAAUGGGUGGAGCAGAGUGCCUCCUCCUGGCAGUCAUGGCUUAUGACAGGUAUAUAGCGAUCUGCAACCCCUUGCAAUACCCUGUCCUCCUGAGCAAGAGAAUCUGCUUGGGUCUGACAGGUGGGGUCUGGAUCGGGACGUCUGUAGAUGCCUUGAUUCUUACAGCUUCUACAAUGCACUUGCCCUACUGCGGCUCUAAAAAAAUUAACCACUUUUUCUGUGAGGUCCCAGUCCUGCUCAAAUUGUCCUGCUCUGACACGUCCCAAUAUGAGACUCUGCUGUUUGUGUGUAGCAUCGUUAUGUUCCUUAUCCCUUCUUCCAUCAUAUUAGCUUCUUAUGCUCGUAUCCUUGCUGCAGUCCUCAGGAUGAAUUCAACCAGACAGCAGAAAGCUCUGGCCACCUGCUCCUCCCACCUGACUGUUGUAGGCAUGUACUUCGGGGCAGCCAUCUUCAUGUACAUGAGACCCAGCUCCUACCACUCCCCAGUGCAAGACAAGAUUGUGGCUCUCUUUUACACCAUUGUCACCCCAGUGCUGAAUCCACUCAUCUACAGCCUGAGAAACAGGGAUGUCUUAGGAGCCCUAAGAAAGCUGGUUGAGAAAUGCAGAGUCUUCCAGCAAAAUUGACAAACGCUGUAGUUUACUGUGAGGUACAGGGCUAGUAGCAACUGCCUCAAGCCACAACAGAAGAAAUUGAAGAUGGAGAUCAGGGGAACUAGCUGACUUUGGAG